Messenger RNA from Cynara cardunculus var. scolymus (artichoke), 3847 nucleotides. Its product is annotated as protein transport protein SEC31 homolog B-like. The record is from RefSeq and is a predicted model, not a curated record. Bases 257 to 3547 code for a protein of 1096 amino acids. Gene Ontology annotation, cellular component: endoplasmic reticulum exit site; COPII vesicle coat. Gene Ontology annotation, biological process: endoplasmic reticulum organization; intracellular protein transport; endoplasmic reticulum to Golgi vesicle-mediated transport. Gene Ontology annotation, molecular function: structural molecule activity; protein binding. The transcript has 22 exons. NCBI's taxonomy places the organism in Eukaryota, Viridiplantae, Streptophyta, Magnoliopsida, Asterales, Asteraceae.
UUUUGGCUUAAAGACCGUAGUUGUUGUAUCAUCUUCCAAAACCAGCGUCUUACCCAAAAAGGUCUCAUGGCAUGAAGAAGUGAAGUAACAGGAGAGAGAAACCGAGCACCCUACGCCGGAGAGAGAUUUGUUUUUCUCUCGUCAUCAAUUUCCCCCUUCCGAUUCCUUCUUUCGAUCGUAACCCUAACCCUACACACUCCUUCCUUUCAGAUCUCUCCCAAAUUUUAUAAUUUCUUCCAUUAACAAUCAAAUCAAAAUGGAUACAUCGGCCUGUAUAAAAGAAGUCAAUAGAUCGGCAUCGGUGGCGUUUGCCCCCGAAGCACCGUUCAUUGCCGCCGGCACUAUGGCGGGAGCUGUAGAUAUGUCGUUUAGCUCCUCCGCGAAUCUGGAAAUCUUUCAACUUGACUUCCAAUCUGACGAUCAUAAGCUUCCCUUAGUUGGCGCUAUACCCAGCUCCGAACCGUUUAAUCGGUUAUCUUGGGGGAAAUCUCCGACAUCGGGUUCGGAAGAAUUCUCGUUCGGUCUCGUUGCUGGUGGCCUUGUGGAUGGAAAUAUUGGUAUCUGGAACCCUCGACUUCUUAUAAGUCCCGAAGAAAGUGAAAGCGCUCUAAUUCAACAACUAUCGAGACACAAAGGGCCUGUUCGUGGUCUUGAGUUUAGUGGUCUUUCACCAAACCAUCUUGCUUCUGGCGCUGAAGAAGGGGAAAUCUGUAUAUGGGAUAUUGCUAAACCCUCGGAACCUACACAUUUCCCUCCUCUCAAGGGAAGUGCGUCAGCUAAACAGGGUGAAAUAUCUUUCUUAUCGUGGAACAGGAAAGUUCAGCCUAUCUUGGCAUCCACUUCCUUUAAUGGGACAACUGUGGUUUGGGACCUCAGGAAGCAAAAACCGAUUAUAAGUUUUUCAGAUUCAGUUAGAAGACGAUGCUCUGUUUUACAGUGGCAUCCUGAUUUUGCCACUCAGCUGAUUGUUGCUUCAGAUGAUGAUAGUUCACCUUCUUUGAGGAUAUGGGAUAUGCGGAAUACAAUGUCACCAUUGCGAGAGUUGGUAGGUCACAGUAAAGGUGUGGUUGCAAUGUCAUGGUGUCCCAGUGAUAGCUCCUACUUGCUUACCUGUGCCAAAGAUAACCGCACUAUUUGCUGGGACACUGGUUCUGCUGAGAUUGUCUCUGAACUUCCAGCUGGAACCAAUUGGAAUUUUGAUGUACACUGGUAUCCAAAGAUACCAGGAAUCAUAUCAGCUUCGUCAUUUGAUGGGAAAAUUGGCAUUUAUAAUAUUGAGGCUUGUGCUCGAUAUGGUGCUGGUGAGAAUCACUUUGGCUCAGCACCUUUAAGAGCCCCAAAAUGGUAUCAACGUAAAGCUGGAGUUUCUUUUGGUUUUGGUGGCAAGCUUGUUUCUUUUCACUCAACUGGUUCUUCUGGACCUUCAGAGGUUAAUGUGCAUGACUUGGUUAAUGAGCACAAUUUAGUGAAUACCUCAUCUGAAUUUGAAGCUGCAAUGCGGAGUGGAGACAGAUCUUCUUUAAGGGUUCUAUGUGACAAAAAAGCUCAAGAAUCUGAAUCUGAGGAUGACAGAGAAACAUGGGGAUUCUUGAAGGUGAUGUUUGAAGAUGAUGGAACAGCAAGGACAAAGCUUCUAAACCACCUUGGCUUCAGUUUGCCUGCAGAAGUAAAUGAGAAUGUGCAAGAUCUGUCUCAGGAUGUAAGUUCUCUCAGUUUUGAAGAACACGAAGCAGCUAAAGAAGGGUUUGUCGGUGGCAACCAAGCAUCUAAUUCCCCGACUGAUAACGGGGAGGAUUUUUUUAACAAUCUUCCAAGUCCUGUCUCAACUCCAGGAAAGAAUACUGAAGAAUUUGCUCCCAGUGUGGAUGAACCGACAAAGGAAAGUGAUUUACAAGGGGGGGUCACUGAACCUUCAUUUGAUGAUGCUGUACAACGUGCUCUGGUUGUUGGAGAUUACAAGGGAGCUGUUGCACAAUGCAUAGCUGCAGAUAAGAUGGCAGAUGCUUUAGUUAUCGCACAGGUUGGUGGUGCGUCCUUGUGGGAGAGCACACGCGAUCAAUACCUUAAGAAGAACAGCUCUCCUUACUUAAAGGUUGUUGCUGCAAUGGUUAAUAAUGACCUUGUUAGUCUAGUAAAUACCAGGCCCCUGAAAUCCUGGAAGGAAACACUUGCUCUCCUAUGCACUUUUGCACAAAGGGAGGAGUGGACUUUACUUUGUGAUUCCCUUGCCUCUAGACUCGUAACUGUUGGUAAUACGCUAGCUGCGACUCUUUGUUAUAUAUGCGCUGGGAACAUUGAUAAAACGGUGGAAAUCUGGUCGAAGAAUGUUACCGCUGAGCACAACGGAGAAUCCUAUGUUGACCUUCUUCAGGAUUUAAUGGAGAAGACAGUGGUUCUUGCUUUAGCAACUGGACAGAAGAGAUUCAGUGCUUCUUUAUGCAAACUUGUUGAGAAGUACGCUGAGAUAUUAGCAAGUCAAGGACUUUUGACAACGGCUAUGGAAUAUUUGAAGCUAAUGGGCACAGAGGAUUUAUCUCCUGAACUUGUGAUCUUAAGAGAUCGGAUAGCCCUCUCGUCUGAACCAGGGAAAGAGACAACUGGGUCUGUAGAUUUUGCUCACCCUCAUCCACAAAUGGGAGCUGUAUACGGUGCAACCCAGCAACCAAACCCUGUGGUCGAACCUCCCCGAAACUAUUAUCAGGAUGAGAGCUCUUAUCAACGUGAAAGCUAUCAACAACCUCCUGGUCCUUUAUACAAUACACAGUUUCAACAGCCACAACAACCUUCCAUGUUUGUUCCAUCUCCUACAGCUCACAUUCCACCGGCGGGUUUCAAUCCACCUCCAGUUACAACUCAACCUGCUCCCAAAGUCUUUGUUCCUUCAACCCCUCCAAUCAUGAGAAAUGCUGACCAAUACCAGCAGCCUCCCACCUUGGGUUCUCAGUUAUAUCCUUCUCAGGUGAAUCCGAACCCUGGUUACCAACCUGGACCACCCGGACCUGCUUCAAUUGGCCCUGUCCCAUCUCCAAUGGUUCCAACCAGUGGGCCAAAGAUAUCACAGGGUGUGACACCACCAGUGAGGGGAUUUAUGCCUGUUAAUAAUACAGGAUUGCAAAGAACAUCCUCAGCUCAAAUGCAACCGUCCACUCCUCCACAGCCCGCUGCACCUCCUGCAGCUCCUCCAACUGUACAGACAGCUGAUGUAUCAAAUGUACCAGGCCAGCAAAGGGCAGUUAUUGGAACGUUGACGAGACUUUUCAACGAGACAUCAGAAGCAUUAGGAGGGUCAAAUGCCGUUCCAGCUAAGAAGCGAGAAAUUGAUGACAACUCGAAGAAAAUUGGUGCCUUGUUUGCGAAACUAAACAAUGGUGAUAUAUCGAAAAAUGCUGGUGAAAAGCUUGUGCAGCUGUGUCAAUCAUUGGAUCGUGGUGACUUUGCCACUGCCCUCAAAAUUCAGGUGGAUCUUACGACUAGUGACUGGGACGAGUGCAGCUUCUGGUUAGCAACGCUGAAACGGAUGAUCAAGAUUAGGCAGACCGUGAGAUAAACCAAGACGUAAAAUCUGAUAUUUGUACACAAGAACUUGGUGGUCUAGCAGAGAGUUUAGUUCUUGUCGUUUGAUAUUUCUUCGUUAUCCGAGGAUAUUGGUGUCGGCUUUCGUUAUUUAUUUCUUACUUGUUUGAUUUUUAUAAAGCAGUUAGGUCCCCAGGAAUGGAUGAUGAUGAUGAUGAUGAUGGAUUUAUUGGUGUUUUUUGGUCAUUUUUAUUGGUGUAUGAAGAAGGCUAGAAUUGGUUUUCUUGAUUAAUAGUGACAUGAUUUUGAGACUAGUUUUUUAGGGUUUCAUUGC